UUCAUCUCUUUUGUACAAAACCCCUGUUAAUUUGCUGUUAUUUAUGUUAUUUCGGUGUCUCGCUUAGCUUUGUUGUCCUUGCUGUGCCCCAAGCCCCCCGUUCGGAUCCUCAUUUGUUAAUGAGAAAUCGAAUCGAGUGGUGUUAAGAUCCGGCCCAUGGGCACUGCAACUCCGUGUAACACGUCCAAAGUUGUUUCAAAGCACACAACACUUCCUCCAUCAAUUGGUCAAAAUGGAGUUGAACCUGUUACUCGUCCACCAUUUUAUAAUCACCUCGGAUCAGGCCCAGAUGUCAAGCAGCUAAGAGAAAGCUUAGAAAAAAGAUUCAAUGUGACUGGCCAUGCAUUGCGAAUCGAAAAAGUAAGGUACACUUGCGAAGAAGGGAAAAAUCGUGAAGGUUGUCCAGUUGCAAAAUGGGUUCUUCGACGUCAGGAUGUCGAUGAGAAGAUACUGGUAGUUGUAAGAGAAAGGCCUGGCCAUUUAUGUGAAGACAAAGUGAUUGUUAUAUCGAUUGUUGUCUGGGAAGGAUUUGAAAGGAGUAAAGCCAGCUAUUUGUAUCAAAGAUUGACAUCAUUGCUAAGUGAGCAUGCUACGAUGGUAACUCGAAGAUGUGGCACCAAUGAGACAAAGAACUGCUGUUGCCAAGGAGACAAUGCGGACACAUGUGGAGCUUCGUUUUCUUUUGGAUGCUCUUGGAGUAUGUUUUACAAUGGAUGUAAAUUUGGAAACAGUACCUCUCCAAGAAAAUUCAAAAUUCAGGAAACAGAAAAAGAAGCAGAAGUGAAGCUUUUAUUAGAGAGUCUUGCAACGGAAUUUGGACCCAAAUGUAAGAUGUUCGCACCAAAGGCUUACUACAACAUGACAUACUACGACUCAAUUGCUUCCCAAUGCCGCAUGGGAAAAGGUGAAGGACGUCCUUUUUCUGGACUGACCUGCUGUCUUGACUUCUGUGCCCAUAGCCACAAGGACUUACAUAACAUGAACCACGGAACAACAAUGGUUUUGACACUUCUGAAGAAAGGAUCCACUCGGUCGGUAGGAAAUACUGCUGAUUGGAAUGUUCAGGGUGGAGGACAGGAAAAUCAUAAAAAUGAAGAUGACGAUUGCGACGACGAACAGCUACAUGUUUUACCAAUGUAUCAACUUCUAAAUGACGAUGACACUGUUUGUGCCACUAACUACGCAACGCCUAUACAUACCUUAAAGAGUAAAAUUGUCCCAAGGGAGCCUAAUUUAAAACGGCCUUCCAAGGCAAAAAGAAAGCCAAAUCGCUCAAAGGGUGACAAUGAAAAUGGAAAGUAUCGCAAUACCACAAAUACAACACUGGAAAGUUUGAAUCGGAUUUCAUCUUUGAACGAAGUGGGUAGGACGGCAACGGAAGAUUGUAAAUGGCCCAUUGUGGACGCAAAUAGAUUAGCAGGGUCACUUGAUUGUACGCUGUUGUCGAAUAGCCAACCAUGGGUAACAGAUGAAAACCUAACCGGGGAAAAUACCGUCGACGAAAUAUCUUAUGUUCAUGAGAGUCAGAUUCCCUCGGUAUUUUCUCAUCCAUUGCAUAAUGUAAAAAAGGUUUCAAGGAAAAUGCAAAUGAAAGCCGGGAAAGUAUCACAUGCGCAGCCGAGGGUAAGAAGCAUAAAUGAGUGCCAACCAGUGAUGUUUCGUCAACAGCAUCCACAGCCAUGUACAUUACGUGUCUUUUCUGGUGACAGUGCCAAGUUAGACGAACUGAAAACUGGAACUUUUCAUAAUUUGAAAGAUGCAUUUAGCAGUAGGCACCUUGAAACUAAUGAAUUAUACCUUUCUGAGCUGGAAACAAACGUGUGCAGUAAUAGCAAGGACCUAGCAAAUAAUAAUUUUGCUGCAACGCAACAAACUGUUUUUGAUGAUUUUGUCACCGAGGCAAUGGGCGGUGUAGGCAUCGCUUUGACACAUGGGUCAGUAUUGAUUGAAUGCGCCAAAAAAGAACUCCAUGCAACAACAGCACUAAAAAAUCCACAACGCCAAAAUCCAACUAGACUUAGUAUUAUUUUCUACCAACACAAACAAUUAAAUUUGCCAAACCACGGUUAUUAUGAAAACAAGAAAAAGAUGUCAGAUAGGCAAAGAAAGCGAAAUGCACAAGAUAUGAAACCAGCAGUUUCCUUAAAGAAAGGCCGCGCUGGUGUUGCCGUUCCCCUAUACGACCUGCAGUUACUAGCAGAGGCAGCGUUUUCUGAAUCGCUUAACCAUGGGAACAGAGCAACUUACGACCAAAGACUAACUCAACAGCUUCCUUGGGAAAUUGGAAACAGUCAAACACCAAACCUUUGUUCAACUAGUCCUCAUAGUUUCGAUUCUACGAAAAAUGCUGUAGAACCUCCUUUGCCUACAUUACCUUUUCAAAUGGAAACUGCUUCUUACUCUAAUCCUUGUAGUAAUGCAAUGCGUGCUUUUGACGUAGUGGGAGCACUCAAGCUGCGUGGGCAUCAGCAACCAAGCAUGCGAAAUCAAAGCCAUCCUCGGUCAACAAGCCAUCAUGAUCAACAGAAUACUUUCAAUGGUCCGAUACUAACACCUACUCUUCAAGGUAUUCCAAAAGGAUCACGUGGAGACAUUGUACACAGUGGUCUAUUCCACUUCAAUCAAUCUGCACAUUCGUCUGUCUACCGAAGUGACGCCAGGGACGUGUUUAAGUCAUCUUUUUCUAUUACAUCUUUGUUGGGACUAGAAGAAACUGAUGGAAACUCAGCUUCGUUUCUAGCCACUGCACCUGUGCAACCCCCAUUGUGGAAUGCUGCAAAUCAGGGUCGUUUUCUUGAGAAGCUGAGUAAUGGCCCCAACGACGUGAGCAAUGGCCACAACGAUGUGAGCAAUGGCCACGACAACGUGAGUAAUGGCCGCAACAACGUGAGUAAUGGCCGCAACAACGCGAGUAAUGGCCCCAACGGCGUUGAAGUGACUCACCAAGCCGUUCACAAUGCUUGUUUUAAAAGUGAACGCUGUCUUGAUAACAAUAAAACGCAUCUUUGGCAAGUAUCAAAUCAAUUUGAUGGUUUUGAGCAACAACUAUUUGAUGAAUGUAUUAACUAUGAAAGGGAUCGUCAUUUGUUGAAAAGCGCAAACAAGAUUUUGCUAUCUGACAACGUGACGGCAAAUGGAAGCGAACUCAAUAGGUUUUUUAAUCAUGCAAACACUGAUGUUUUACAUCAAAGGGGUUUGCGAGUAAAUGAUACAGGUCCGACAUCACACGUGAGCAUUUCUAAUAGGGUGUGGUCCAACACUUUAAGUAGAGAAGCUUGGAGCUUUGCCUCUAAUAAUAAUUUGACGUAUGCAGUGAAUGAAAAAGACAACGGUUUGGGAUUUGCGGGGAUCAACAUGCAUCAUAAAAACUCUGUUACAGUAGAUCGUUCAAAUGAAAAUUUAAAUUUCAAUACAACACACUUUCAACCUGACUGGAAUUCCUAUUAUAGUUUCUGAAAAUGAGCAAAGGGUUAGAAUCCACAAUAUGUAUGAAAUAUUAUCAAUAAACCGAUUUUAAUAAUUCAAUUCACCUAAAUUAUUUGCAUACUGUCUUUUCAGCAUUUUAAACCAUCUUUAUAAAGUUGUUUAUUGUUAAGCGAGAGGGAGAGGCGUCCAACGCGGUGUGUCUUUUAAUUAAGUAUUUUUUUAUUUGAGCCAGCACAGAAUAAAAGUGGAAUUGCAAAUAGCUUAGUUGGUUUUUUGAAGUACACUUAUCUGACACCAAAAUCAACCAUUUAAAUAAUUUCAACAUUCCCGUCGCGUGAAUUUCACUUUCUGAUUGGGCUUAAGCUAAUUUUCUCUUCGUCGGUUAAACUUUUUGCUGUAAUUUUAUUGGUAUUCUCUGCCCUCCAAUAGAAGGCUUUCCUUUUCUUGUCAGCCAAGUGAAAUAGCCAUAUUAAAUUGGCUACAAAAAUAGCUAUUAUUCUUUCCAUCACAAUGCGAUUUGACGCAAGUAUCUUGCCAAAUGGAAGAUGCACCCUUCGCACCUGCCCUUCGCACCUACCCUUCGCACCUACCCUUCGCACCUACCCUUCGCACCUACCCUUCACACCUACCCUUCGCACCUACCCUUCGCGAACAGCAAUGGGUGUUUUUUGUCAAUGUGUCGGAAACUGUUUUAUUUUUUUACUGCCACUAUUAAAGUUCGGCUGGCGAGUUGGAAGGUUGCAUAUGGUUCGGGUCGUGAUACGGCACCCAGGCAUAGUGGUAUCAGGUUGCAACAAAACAAGUAAAUUUUCAACCGUCCCCCAGCAUUAUGUUGGCCCAAUGCAGGUUUCCUCCACAGGCGCCCUGCCUACGGGUCAGGAUAAGGGACUAGCCUUGACAUCUGUUCAAACAUCAAUGAAGCAUUUCAAUGAUGUUAGGGUCCCGUUUACAAAUGUAUAUUGCCCGGAGGAACGGGCUAAACGAGAAAUAAGGAAACAUUCAGGCCCCAGUAAAGCUCCCAUAUUUCAUCCUGGUUAACGUUUAAUAAGGUAUGUGGAAUUAACAUAUGUAAUGUUCACACUGCACAGUCUUUUGAAAGCGCCUCCAGUUGCUAUCACAUAAUUUCUAUAGAAUAUAUUGUAGUGUUCAAAUUGGCAAAUAUAAAAGCGCUAGUUAAUGCGAUUGUGCUUGUUAGUUAGCUGCCAGGUUAGUUACAAGCUCGUGCAGGUAAGGAGUCACUCACCGCAAUCGAUGAACAAUCUGCUUUUGGGGCUAUUUGACAAAAUUGGGUGCUAGACCCAGUGAAUUAUGCCUCUUUGGACCUUAUUUUAUCAUCUCUUUUCUGUUAACGAAUGAUUGUACGCCCCA
Rhopilema esculentum is the source of this 4794-nucleotide messenger RNA. Its product is annotated as methylcytosine dioxygenase TET1. The record is from RefSeq and is a predicted model, not a curated record. Gene Ontology annotation, biological process: chromosomal 5-methylcytosine DNA demethylation, oxidation pathway; positive regulation of transcription by RNA polymerase II. Lineage: Eukaryota; Metazoa; Cnidaria; Scyphozoa; Rhizostomeae; Rhizostomatidae. Gene Ontology annotation, cellular component: nucleus. Gene Ontology annotation, molecular function: DNA 5-methylcytosine dioxygenase activity.